This is a messenger RNA of Megalops cyprinoides (Indo-Pacific tarpon), 1282 nucleotides long. It is a transcript of the gene ccne1, whose product is annotated as cyclin E1. Gene Ontology annotation, molecular function: cyclin-dependent protein serine/threonine kinase regulator activity. The transcript is spliced from 12 exons. The record is from RefSeq and is a predicted model, not a curated record. The coding region runs from base 47 to 1282 and encodes 411 amino acids. Lineage: Eukaryota; Metazoa; Chordata; Actinopteri; Elopiformes; Megalopidae. Gene Ontology annotation, biological process: regulation of cyclin-dependent protein serine/threonine kinase activity; G1/S transition of mitotic cell cycle. Gene Ontology annotation, cellular component: nucleus; cyclin E1-CDK2 complex; cytoplasm.
UCUUUUAAGGGAAACCGUACCACCAAAGGGUCUUCGUCAGGAUAUAAUGCCAAGGAAAGGCGUGAAGACGGAAUUGAAAACGACCUCCGCCAAUGAAGUUUCCAAAGAAAGCACAGUUCGUUCUAGGAAAAGAAAGGCAGAUGUAGCCAUUUAUUUGCAAGAUCCAGAUGAGGAAGUUGCCGAAAUGACAAAAAAGAAGCAAUGUGUCACUCAGGCCUGCUGGAGUCCAACCACAGGUUGCAGAAGUCCUUGCAGGCGGAUCCCCACGCCUGACGCCGAAGUCGAGGAACCGAUCGUCUUGAAUGGCCUGUCUUUUUCCCAGUACACCUUAAAAACCCUCUGCAUUACCCCCACCAGGUCCUCUCCUCUACCUGUUCUGUGCUGGGCAAACAAAGAUGAUGUGUGGAACAACCUACUCAAAAAAGACAUGAUAUACUCGAGGGAUGUGAAUUUCAUGGAGAGACACCCACAGCUGCAACCAAAAAUGAGGGCCAUACUCCUGGACUGGCUGAUGGAGGUCUGUGAAGUAUACAAACUACACAGAGAGACCUUCUACUUGGCCCACGACUUCUUCGACCGCUUCAUGGCGACACAAAUGAAUGUGGUCAAAACGCGAUUGCAGCUCAUUGGCAUUUCAGCUUUAUUUAUUGCUGCCAAACUGGAGGAAAUCUAUCCCCCCAAGGUGCAUCAGUUUGCCUAUGUUACGGAUGGAGCUUGCACAGAAGAUGAGAUUCUAAACAUGGAGCUGAUCAUAAUGAAGGAGCUGAAGUGGAGUCUUAGUCCCUUGACAUCCAUAUCCUGGCUAAACAUUUAUAUGCAAGUGGCGUAUCUGAAGGACUCAGGAGAGGUGCUGAUUCCACAGUACCCGCAACCUACAUUUGUACAGAUUGCAGAGCUCCUGGACAUGUGUGUGCUGGAUGUUAAGUGUCUGGAGUUCUCCAAUGGAGUGCUAGCAGCCUCUGCCCUGUUCCACUUCUCCUCCAUGGAGCUUGUGGCAAAAGUCUCAGGUUUCCAGUGGUCAGACAUGGAGCAGUGUGUGAAAUGGAUGGUGCCCUUUGCCAUGUCCAUUCGGGAAAUGGGUAGCUCAGGGCUCAAGACCUUCAAAGGAAUCUCAGCAGAUGACAUGCACAACAUCCAGACCCACGCUCCCUACCUGGACUGGCUGGAGAAGGCAUAUUCCUACCGCCUGUUGGAUGUGGAGAGGAGUCAGCGGUCCCCAGUGCCUUCAGGCGUGCUCACCCCACCUCCCAGCAGUGAGAAGCCGGAGAUCAUUCCAUCCUGA